UGUCAACUUGCCCUAGGCACACUUUAGAAACCGGCAGUCCGUCUGCCAAUUCGCCUUGUCGCGCGUAUAAUUAUUUAUUGUUUACCAUAAUUAAACAUCAGUGUUUAUACUUACACUUGCAGUGCUCUUCCUCUUCGACAUCGACAUCGACAUAGACAUCAACAGCUGGAUGCAUACAAAUUAAUAGGAGGCAAUUAGCCGAAAAGCAAAACAAACACAUAAAACUUAAUUCAAUGGAUUAUAUCAAUGUGCAAAAUGAAAGACUAGGGCCAGAUGGACCAAAUGGACAUUAAUAAAGCCCGGAAAUUGAUAUGUGCACUGUAAACUGAAAUUGAAAUUGAACAACAAAAUGUGUUAACUUGAAAAUCAGUUUUUAGAGAAAUAUUCUUGAGUGCUUUUGAGGCAAAAUCAGCUAUAGUGCCUACUGAAGAAGUUCGUCCAGAAGUCACCACAGUGCGCAUUAAUAAUUCUCAUAUUCCCUAAACACAAACUGUAAACAGUCUCUGUGCUCUGUUUGACAGAUGGACAGACAGACAACGUAGUGUGUGAAGUUGAAGUGUUUAUUGAAUGUGCCAAAAAUGUUGCCUGUCUGCCACUGCGACUAAACGGCACCCGUAUUGCCCGACUCCGACCCCGAACCGGAACCCGAACCCAAAACAAAUUAUGUUGGUUCGCAAACUGCCCAGCGAAAUGACACAGCGUCUUAUUCAUACAAUCAGGCGACAUGGACUUGGACUUGGACUUAAGUUGGUCCAAUCUCGAAAGCCAUACCAAAGGCCAAGUGGACGGGCCGCCCAAUCAGUUGGUUGUUGGAUCUCGCUGGGAUUUGGUCUGAUGCUCAUACUAUCAACUUUGGAGAUGUUUGAAUGCUCCUUGCGAAAUGUGAACCUAAUCAUUGAACCGCCGGCUGUUCGACGAGGACAACACGUUGUCCUACGCUGCAUGUACGAUCUGGAGGGAGCUCCGCUCUACUCGGCCAAGUUCUAUCGUGGUCAAUUAGAGUUCUACCGCUAUACGCCCGGCGAGUUUCCCAACACAAAAGUGUUUCCAUUUCCUGGGAUACACGUUGAUGUAACCAGCUCAAAUGCCACCCAAGUUCUCAUACGCAAUGUGGGCUUUGGCCUUUCUGGCAACUUUUCAUGUGAAGUUACCGCCGAUGCACCGCUUUUUUCUACAGCUACUGCGCUGGGCACAAUGCAGGUUGUUGAGCUGCCGGACAAGCGUCCUCAGUUAUACACGGAGCAUACGCGUUAUGAGCCCGGCGAUGUCCUGCGUGCUAAUUGCAGCACACCCCCUUCACGUCCACGCGCAGAGCUCCAGUUUACAAUCAACAAUAUGGUGAUCUUAAGUUCGGAGUCUCAGUUUAUUCGAACAAUUGAUAAUCUGAUUGCAUCACGCAUUUCGCUGAAGCUGCAGUUACAGGGUGUGCAUUUCUCCAGCGUCAACCCUGCCAUCUAUAAUGGCGGUUAUGGCAUGAACUCAAUAUAUAGCCAUGGUGGACCCAUAUUUGUGCCUAAUCCGGGGGGCUUGGUACUACGCUGCACCGCACAAGUUGGCGAUUUAUAUCAGGAGUACAAAGAAAUCGAAUUGGGCACACCGCAAAAGGAUCCGGUGCCCGCCAGAGUUACGCACUCUUCCGGCUCAAGCAUGAGAAACUUCUUCAGCACAUAUUUCUCCACAUCGGCAGCACCACGGUGUCAUGGCGGCGCCUUCCUGUCGCCAUUGUAUAUGGCAUUGGCUACAAUAGCGUUUCUAAUCAGUGGCCAUGCCCGACUUGGCCAUAUGGACCGUCGUCUAGUUCACAGUUCACAGUUAACUUCCACUUCCACUGACGUCCAACGACCUAUCGCACAUUCCUUGUCUUCGGAGAUUCUGCUUGAUGACCUCAACAGUGUGGGGACAAUUAGCUUCAGGCCUCGUUAGAUAACAGUGUUGGCAUUUUAUUAAUUAGUAAUUACAUUUAAAUAUACUUUGUAUUCAAAUAAAAUUAAGAAAGUCUGUAUAUGUGUGUUUAACUUUAAUUGGAGUUAAUUACUUUUAAUUCUAAUCAUGAUUUGUGUUUAAUUACCUCUACAUUUUUAAAUGUGGUGUCUAUACUAGCGAGUUCAAAACGAAAUUACUGUUAAGAACACAUUUAAACUUAGCAUAGUAUAUAGAAAACAUGGAUUUUAAUGCAUCCAUUUCAAUACAAAACCAAAUUAUAAUAUUACUUAUUAAAUGUGCAAACUAGCAAGAAUCUAAAGAUAUGUGUUGAUAAUGAAAUGAUUUAAAGAUAUAAACCCAAAUAACUGUAAAAUAUAUUAAGCAAAUUAAUAAUUAAAUUGAAUAGAAACUUGUGAAAUAAUCGCCUAGAAAGGGCAUAUUGUGAAUGGUGGUGAAAUUGAAUAAAAUAAAAAUAAAAAAAACAGUGUUAAUUUUAA
Molecule: messenger RNA, 2420 nt
Organism: Drosophila innubila
Lineage: Eukaryota; Metazoa; Arthropoda; Insecta; Diptera; Drosophilidae
Exons: 6
Coding region: 568-1923 (451 amino acids)
Source: RefSeq, a predicted model, not a curated record